AUGGGGAGACGAUCCCCACAAGGCCUCCAAGUGCGACACCAGCGGGACCCGAUCAGCGGCUGCGCCCCGCUGCUCAGCGGCAGCAACUCGCCUCCGUCGACAUGCCUGCAGCAGCAGCAGCAAACGCAGCAGCAGCAAAUGCAGCAGCAGCAACAAAGCUGCUCAGCACUGCUGCAGCAGCAAGAAGCACACACUAACGCCCACAAGCAGCAGGAACACCAGCAGCACAAACAUCACCCGCAGCCGCAGCAGCAGCAGCAGCAGCAGCAGCAGCAGCAGAUGGUACCAGAGUGCAGAGACUGCAUGUCCAACAGCAACAGCAACUCUUAA
Molecule: messenger RNA, 330 nt
Organism: Eimeria tenella
Lineage: Eukaryota; Apicomplexa; Conoidasida; Eucoccidiorida; Eimeriidae
Exons: 2
Coding region: 1-330 (109 amino acids)
Source: RefSeq, a predicted model, not a curated record